Messenger RNA from Doryrhamphus excisus (bluestripe pipefish), 4234 nucleotides. It is a transcript of the gene spra, whose product is annotated as sepiapterin reductase a. The record is from RefSeq and is a predicted model, not a curated record. NCBI's taxonomy places the organism in Eukaryota, Metazoa, Chordata, Actinopteri, Syngnathiformes, Syngnathidae. Gene Ontology annotation, molecular function: sepiapterin reductase (NADP+) activity. Gene Ontology annotation, biological process: tetrahydrobiopterin biosynthetic process.
UGAGUCACGCUUAUUAAAUACAAGAAGAAGAACCACCGCUCAAGCAGCCAGAAGUCGGUUAGUUCCGCCCAGUUGACCAGCAAGCAUUCCGCGGAGAAAAUGGAACAUCUGGGCCGAGCUCUGUGCAUUAUCACCGGGGCCUCCAGAGGCUUUGGCCGAACAAUAGCGAAUGAAGUGUCCCAGCUGGUGAAGCCCAGGUCGGUUUUAAUCCUGGUGGCCAGGUCAGGUGACGACCUGCGGGCUCUACAGAAACAGAUGUCCGGGUCAGACCUAAAGGUUCGGUGUGUCGUGACGGAUCUAUCGUCCAUGGAAGGAGUGGAGAGUGUCGUCCGAACCGCGAAAGAAGCUUUUUCAGAGGACAUCCAACAUGUUAUUCUGUUCAAUAACGCUGGUUCUCUAGGUGACGUGUCCCGUUUCUCCUCAAGCUUCACCAGCAUGGCUGAGGUUGAUUCCUACUUGUCUUUCAACGUGAGCUCCGCCCUGUGCCUCACUGCCGGCAUACUCCAGGCUUUUCCAAAGCAAGCAGGUCUGCGACGCUGUGUGGUCAACAUCUCCUCGCUAUGUGCCCUGAAGCCGUUCCCCUCCUGGGUGCUGUACUGCACAGGCAAGGCGGCCCGGGACAUGAUGUUUAAGGUUCUGGCAGAAGAAGAACCAGAACUGCGUGUGCUCAAUUAUGCUCCAGGUCCUUUGGACACAGACAUGCAGGCGUUGGCCCGGACCCAAACAGCUUUUGGCAGCAUGAGGCAGGCGUUUGCAGACAUGUUUGCUCAGGGCCAGCUGCUCACGUGUGAGGCCUCCUGUGCCAAGCUGAUGAAGCUGCUGCUAGAAGACAAAUACACAUCAGGAGAUCACAUUGAUGUAUAUGAUGUGUAGAUGCUGGGGCUAUAUAUUAAGUAAGCAUACUUUCUCAUUGAGGUAGCACCCAACUAUAUAUAAUGACGAUUUUAUACCGUGAUCAACCUGUACUGAUUGUUGAAGCUAUUUUAAAAUUGUCUUAUGUCAAUGAUAUGUAUCUUGAUACAGUAAUCUCGCUUCAUAUUUCACGGCUUUAUUCUAUCACAUUUUUUCAUUGAUAAAUCAUUGCCAUUUCAUGAUUGAAUAUGGCCCAUAAAUAGUCCAAAAUCAGCUUUUUAAAGCAUAUUUUCUGCCUAAAUGAAGCACUGUCAAGAAUAAAAAUAGCUAAAUUAAAUAAAAUACAAAUAUAAGGCGCCCUGCAAUUAGCUGGCAACCAGUCCAGGGUGUCCCCUGCCUCUUGCUCGACAGCUGGGAUAGGCUCCAGCACCCCUGUGACCCUCGUGAGGAUAAGCGGUAGAAAAUGAAUGAAUGAAUAAAUAAAAUACAAAUAUAAGGCGCCCUGUUAUUGGCUGGCGACCAGUCCAAGGUGUCCCCUGCCUCUCACCCAAAAUCAACAGAGAUAGGCUCCAGCCUAUCCCUGUGACCCUAGUGAGGAAAAGCAGCAUAGAAAAUGGAUGGAUGGACAAAUAUAAGGCUUUCAGAAGAAUGUCAUAAAAUACCUGCAAAAUUCCUCCAAUGCUAACAUGUGAGUCUAUUUUAUGACUUAUAUGUGUUUUUUUUUUAUUAAUAUUGAUUAUAUUGGGUAGUAGGAGUGUAAAGGUGACUAUGGGGGUGUUAUUUCAUGUCUAAAGGACUCUAAUAAUGUUAAAACCCUUAUUUACUAUUUACAAGGUUGUAAACAGGUUUUCUAUCCUCCUAAAUUUGUCAUUUACCCUAAUUUAUGGUGUAUACUACUAACUACUACUACUUUUUUUCUUAAACAUUGAACCCUGUGGUUUAUACAGCGGUGCAGCUAAUGUUAAAUUUUAAUCCCAUGACAUAACCUUUAUUUCAGAACUAGUACUAAUUGUAGUACUAAUUGCCACUGAGCUUGUCGUUAGUGCUUCAUUUGGCAGGAUCCAAUCACAAGCUAUCAGUGCAGUCACAACAAGCUUGUCAGCCCAUUGGAAAUUGAAUAAGGUUGUGAUAUUACCGUAAAACAAUAUAACGGUCAUCUUAGAAAGAUCACUAAACUCAUCACACAGCAAGUUAACACUCAAAAGGUAUACCUGAGAAAUAUAAAAACGCACCAAUACGAGUUUAAAAUGAAAGAACGACUUUUUUAAAGUUUUCCCACAAUGCAUUGCUUCUGAGCAACACAUUCAUUGGUGUGCUGCAAUUAUUUCAGCCUCCUCUGGCUCCUUCUGGUAGACAGAGGCAGACAUUGCAGCACCAUCUAUACACCUAACAAGUUCUUAUGCAUCUUGUUCUGAGUGACACAUGCUACAAAAUCUUGUUAUUUUGUUAGAUAUUUUUACUAGGAUUACGGAGGACCACAUGUGCCUUGACAAUUUAGCAUCCUUGAUUUAUUCCGAUCAUGAUUUAAUGGGGGGCGGUGGUCUAGGGGUUAGCGCGCAGACCUCACAGCUAGGAGACCAGGGUUCAAUCCCACCCUCGGGCAUCUUCUGUGUGGAGUUUGCAUGUUCUCCCCGUGCACGCGUGGAUUUUCUCCGGGUACUCCGGUUUCCUCCCACAUUCCAAAAACAUGCUAGGUUAAUUGGCGACUCCAAAUUGUCCAUAGGUAUGAAUGUGAGUGUGAAUGGUUGUUUGUCUAUAUGUGCCCUGUGAUUGGCUGGCGACCAGUCCAGGGUGUACCCCGCCUUACGCCCGAAGACAGCUGGGAUAGGCUCCAGCACCCCCCGCGACCCUCGUGAGGAAAAAGCGGUAGAAAAUGAAUGAAUGAAUGAAUGAUUUAAUGGUGCCGAUUCCAAUACCGGUCAUCCAUGAAUGACAUUGGCCGAUACCAAUGGCAUGGAUUAACUGUCCAUUUUUCUGUGUACUGUAUUUAGGAGUGUUAUUGUCCAGGGUUGCCAUUAGACAAUUCCAAGGGCCCCUGGCAAGCAGGUCAUGUUCUAAAUGUCAACAAAUAAAUAGUGUUCGGAGGACAGGACCUAAUUCGUAUGACAACAAUAGGAACUUGAAAAACAUAUUACAUAAAUCGGGUAUGUACUAUCUACUUCUCUCUAGGACAAAAGCGAGCUCCAAACUAACCGCAUUGCUUGUUUGUUUUAAAAACAAACACAGUGGUGAAAAAGUCACAUUUGGAGUCUGAAAAGGAGAGUUCUCAGCGGAGAAUUCUAGCUAGUUACCUGGUAGAUGUGGUGUAAAGAAAGGUACAAGAGAAGUCGAGCACCAAUAUGUUUAUUAAGGGAGUGAUCAAACACUGGCAUGGAUUGGAGUAGCCUGGGUCACGCUGUCAUGUCUGUGUUGUCAUGACAUGAAUUGUCAUAUCACCGCCACACAUUUACAGUGUUGGGCACGUUACUUUAAAAAAGUAGUUAGUUACAGUUACUUCUCAAAAAAAGUAACUGAGUUACUCCACUACAAAAGUAACUAGUUACCAGUAAAAGUAACUAUUGCAUAUUGCAUAUAUUGCAAAUUUUCUUGCAUAUAUUGCAUAUUCUCUGAUUGGCUGAAGACGCAAUUUUACACCAGAGCCAAUCGUCAUUGCUUAUGUGUUAUCUCACCCCCUCCCUUGUCACCCUGCAACAUUAGUUAUGAAGUCGGUGAUAUAUUUUUAGGCGGCUUCAGUAACGUGCAGUAACGUGUCAAAAAUGAGUGUCAAAAAUGAUAUCGGCAUCAGUAAAAAAUGUAAAAAAAAAAUGGUGGAGAGUAAAAGUAAAAAUAAUUAGUUUGAUUACCUGUUACUGAAAAAAGUUAGUAACACUAAUGUUAUUUUAAACGCCGUUCUUCCCAUCACUGCACUUCUAUGUUUUUUUGUUAUCGGCUUUCAAAGGCAUUUCUCAGCAUAUGCCGAUCAUGUGUAUUUACGGAAAUUGGUGGAUACUAAUCUCUGGCCGAUCUAUCGGAGCAUCUCUCGUAUUCACAUACAUUUUGUGAACUAAACAUUCUUCAUGUUUUCAUUUUCCUUUGUCUGGUGUCCCAUGUGAUGCAUGUGUCAUUGUUUAAAUAAAUGGUUUAAAUGACUCACCAUUAUAGCUGUAUGUAAUAAUACAAUAACAAUCAUAAUGUAUGUUGUAUGGUCUCUAAAUAUAGUUCUGUCCUUCCUUAUCACUGUACUGUACAAUGUGAAUGAUUCUUGACCAAACAGUAUAUAAAAUAUCACAUUCCAAAAUGUAUAUUUACAAAAUCAGGAUCGAUACCUCUACCUACCCUCACGACCCCAAUGAGGGUUAAGUGGCACAGAAAAUUAAUGAUCAAUAAAUUAUUGAUUACGCUA